Molecule: messenger RNA, 1599 nt
Organism: Polistes canadensis
Lineage: Eukaryota; Metazoa; Arthropoda; Insecta; Hymenoptera; Vespidae
Product: NADH-ubiquinone oxidoreductase 49 kDa subunit-like
Exons: 4
Coding region: 58-1464 (468 amino acids)
Biological process (GO): mitochondrial electron transport, NADH to ubiquinone
Molecular function (GO): NADH dehydrogenase (ubiquinone) activity; NAD binding; quinone binding
Source: RefSeq, a predicted model, not a curated record
UUAGAUUCGGUUAUGUUCGGGAGUUGCAGAACAACUACAUUAGACUAGUUUUGCAUCAUGGCGGCUGGAGUGUUAAGAACGGUCUUACGAAAAUCUUUAAGAUCUUUUAACGAUUCAACAUUUCUUGUGCGAAAUGGAGCUCAAGUAUAUCAUGCUACACAACAUCGAUGUGCUCACAAAUGGGUGCCAGAUCCAGAGUAUUUCUCAAAAACAGAUGCUCCAAAGGCUAUACCGAUUGAUCCUGUAAAUUGGCCAUAUCCAGAUGGAUAUCCUGAUUUGGUUGAACAGCCAAGUGCACAAGUAAAAAAUGUACAAAUUAAUUUUGGACCUCAACAUCCUGCUGCUCAUGGAGUAUUACGUUUGAUAUUAGAAUUGGAAGGUGAAGAGAUCCUUAGAGCCGAUCCACAUAUUGGUCUUUUGCAUCGUGCUACAGAAAAGCUUAUAGAAUAUAAAACCUACAUGCAAGCUUUACCUUACUUUGAUCGCUUGGAUUAUGUUUCCAUGAUGUGUAACGAACAAUGUUUCUCUUUAGCAAUUGAGAAACUAUUAAAUAUAGAUGUACCUAUACGUGCUAAAUAUAUUCGAGUAUUAUUUGCGGAACUUACUCGUAUUUUAAAUCAUAUUAUGGGAAUCGGAACCCACGCACUGGAUGUUGGUGCUAUGACUCCAUUCUUUUGGUUAUUUGAAGAACGAGAAAAAUUAAUGGAAUUUUAUGAACGAGUUAGUGGAGCUCGUAUGCAUGCCGCUUAUAUACGACCUGGUGGAGUAUCUUUGGAUCUUCCAUUAGGUUUAUUAGAUGAUAUUCAUGAAUGGGCUUCACAAUAUGGAGAAAGACUCGAUGAAGUUGAAGACAUGUUGACAGAUAACAGAAUAUGGAUACAGCGUACUAAGGAUAUUGGUGUAGUUUCAGCGCACGAUGCAUUAAAUAUGGGCUUCAGUGGAGUAAUGUUAAGAGGAUCUGGAAUUAAAUGGGAUUUAAGAAAAGUAGCACCAUAUGAUGCAUACGAUUUAAUAGAUUUUGAUGUUCCUAUUGGCAUUAAUGGGGAUUGUUACGACAGGUAUCUGCUACGUGUUGAAGAAAUGCGUCAAUCUCUUAAAAUAAUCGAGCAAUGUUUAAAUAAGAUGCCAGCAGGUGAAGUGAGAUGCGACGAUGCAAAAAUUGUUCCACCUCGUCGAGAAGAAAUGAAAACUAGUAUGGAGGCUCUAAUUCAUCAUUUUAAAUUAUUCACGCAAGGCUUCCAGGUACCACCCGGUGCUACAUAUACAGCUAUUGAAGCACCCAAGGGUGAAUUUGGAGUUUAUCUUGUCAGCGAUGGUAGUAGUAAACCAUACAGGUGUAAAAUCAAGGCUCCUGGAUUUGCACACUUAGCUUCUUUGAAACAUAUUGGACCAGGUCAUUUGCUUGCUGAUAUUGUUGCUAUUAUUGGUACUUUGGAUGUAGUAUUUGGUGAAAUCGAUAGAUAAAAUGUUGAUCAUUUAGUAGUAGGUAGGUAACUAAACAUAUUAUAAUUACUGUGUUAAUGAGAAAGCUCAUUAAUCAUGUGGUAAUAAUAAAUAAAGAGUAUUUAACCACGUGUAAAGACAAACAUAAGUGAUAAA